Messenger RNA from Cryphonectria parasitica EP155, 516 nucleotides. Its product is annotated as Rpr2-domain-containing protein. The transcript has a single exon. NCBI's taxonomy places the organism in Eukaryota, Fungi, Ascomycota, Sordariomycetes, Diaporthales, Cryphonectriaceae. The record is from RefSeq and is a predicted model, not a curated record. Gene Ontology annotation, cellular component: nucleolar ribonuclease P complex. Gene Ontology annotation, biological process: tRNA processing. Bases 1 to 516 code for a protein of 171 amino acids.
AUGGCAAAAACAAAAAAGACUGGCGUGUCAAACCGGCACAUAUAUUCUCGCAUCUCAUUCCUGUACCAAGCAGCAACAUAUCUAACAGAGGCCGGCCAAAAAGAAACCCCACACGCAAGCAGCAGUCAGAAGACCCAUUCGUCCGAGAAUAACGGCCCGGCUGGUGGUGAUGAUGCUGGUGGCCUAGCGACACAAGACCCAGCCACACCCCAGAAGCUAUCACGCCAGCUGCUCACUGACCUGCGCAACGUCACCCUCAAGUCCCAGGUCCGCAUCAGCCCGGACAUAAAGCGCUCCAUCUGCAAAUACUGCGAUUCGCUCCUUGUGGACGGCCAGACAUCCUCCUCUGCCGUCGAGAACAGGAGCAAGGGCGGCAGGAAACCCUGGGCGGAUGUGCUCGUGGUCAAGUGCUACACAUGUGGUGGUGAAAAACGCUUCCCCGUCCACGCCGAGAAACAGAAGAGGCGGCCUAACCGCGCUGCCGCGACAAAGUCACAGCAGCAGAGCGGAACAUGA